UCCUCCUCCUCCGCGGCGGCGGCGCCGGGCAGAUGCGGCGGAUCGCGGGGCGGCUGUGGCCCGCAGCGGGCUCCCGUCCCCCCGCCGCCCGCAUGGACGGCAGCGGGGGCAGCCGCAGCAGCAGCCGCGCGUAGCUCGUGUCUGCAAACCUUGGGACAGGAAAAAUGUCUUGCAAAAGAGGUGGAGAAAUAUAACCAGGAUUCCUUGUGGUGUCUUAACUUCCCUCGGACUUCUUACAGCCUCACCCAGCAUUCUAAUUCCAUCCCCCACGGCAGGUGAAGUUAUGAGAAGAUGCUUUCUAGAUGCUGCUGAAGGCAUAUGGAAAUUGUGAGGAGUAGGUAGCAGUGCUGUCCUCUGAGGAAUGCCUCUUCUCUUACAGCAGGAAGGCAUGCCCCAAACGCUGACUUCUACCAGUAUGUUUACCCCAUGUGGCUUCAGCCCUCAUCUACAUACUUCAAAAGAAGGUGAACAAGGAGGACUGAUCUUCCAGGAUGGAAACCUUACCUCAGCAUCUCUGGAUGCUCUAAUCCAGCAUCUGAUACCUACCACUGAUUACUACCCUGAAAAAGCCUAUAUCUUUACAUUCCUGCUGAGUUCCAGACUCUUCAUCGAACCCCAUGAGCUUUUGUCCCGAGUUUGUCACAAGUGCAUUGAGCAGCAGCGGCUGGAUGACCCCGUGCUGGACAAGGCUCGAAUCAGAAAAUUUGGACCCAAAAUCCUACAAUUGCUGACAGAGUGGACAGAGACAUUCCCCUAUGACUUUCAGGAAGAGCGGAUGAUUGGCCAUCUCAAAGACAUGAUUCACAGGAUAGCUCCAUGUGACGAGGCUUACUGGAAAAAGAUGAAUCAGCUUUUGCAAGCCCUGAAUCAGAAGCUUGCAACCCUCAGCCAUGGGCAAGAAGGGAUUGUCAAGAUCAGUACUGCUGUCUCUGAUAAGCUGGUUGCCUUUAAAACUAAACCUCCAUCAAUUCAGAGAGAAAUCCUGAGCGUCUGCAGUGACCCUUACACCCUGGCUCAGCAGCUGACACAUGUGGAGCUGGAAAGACUAAGUCACAUUGGACCUGAGGAGUUUGUGCAGGCAUUUGUACAUAAGGACCCUCUGGACAGCACCAAGACUUGUUUCAGUGAACAGAAGAAGACAAGUAACCUUGAGGCCUAUGUGAAAUGGUUCAAUAGACUCUGCUAUCUCGUAGCAACAGAAAUUUGCAUGCCUGCAAAAAAGAAACAGCGAGCCCAAGUCAUCGAAUUCUUCAUCGACGUUGCCCGAGAGUGCUUUAACAUAGGGAAUUUUAAUUCACUGAUGGCAAUCAUUUCUGGAAUGAAUAUGAGUCCCGUUUCCAGGCUAAAGAAGACUUGGUCAAAAGUGAAAACAGCCAAAUUUUUCAUUCUGGAGCACCAGAUGGACCCUACUGGCAACUUCUACAACUACCGGACAGCACUGCGGGGGGCUGCCCACAGGUCCCUCACCGCACACAGCAACAGGGAGAAGAUUGUGAUCCCCUUCUUCAGCCUAUUGAUCAAAGACAUUUAUUUUUUGAAUGAGGGAUGUGCUAAUCGCCUUCCAAAUGGACACGUCAACUUUGAAAAAUUCCUGGAACUGGCUAAGCAAGUAGGAGAGUUUAUAACAUGGAAACAAGUGGAGUGUCCAUUUGAGCAAGAUCCUAACAUCAUCCACUACUUGCACACUGCUCCCAUUUUUACUGAAGAUGGUUUGUAUCUGGCUUCCUAUGAAAGUGAAAGCCCAGAAAACCAGACAGAAAAAGACAGGUGGAAAUCCUUAAGAUCCACAAUUUUAGGAAAGACUUGAAGAUUGAGAGAUUAUUGCAGUAGGUCAAGGAAAAGAAAUCCGCAAACAUUUUGCACUACUGAUUCCAAAGAUGCCUGUUUGGGAUUUAGACAAUUUCUUUUGUUUGAGGUUUUUUUGGGGUUUUUUUGACUGCCUAACAUGAUGGAUGAACUGGAUUCAUCCACUGAAAUCAACAGAACUGUGUGCACAGUGAUGCUUUUCUAUGUAUGAGACAGAGAGAGGAAGGACAAACAGACUAUUUGUGGCUGUGCCCAAACUGCGUCAGGAUCGCUGUAAUUUCGCCUCUGAAGGAAAAUGCAAGAAAACCAGGAGCAGGGAGAAUCAUGGUACUGCAACAGAGAAUGGAAAAGUACAAAAAAGGAAAGUAAAAAUACACAAGAGUAUUUCAGAAGCAGGUGCUUCAGACAGCAGUUCUUUAAACCUUUGAGGAUUGUAAAAUUAAAUCAAAGACAACAGCAAUCUGGUUAAUUGCUGAAUGAAGAAAAAAGAACUUAACCUUGCAUUAGCAGUCCCCCAGCCUUGUUGAACAAAGCACUGACUGCUGCAGGUUGGAGCUUGCAGGGACAAGGACUGACACCGCUCACAGACACGUCUGUCACAUGUAGGCCACGUCAGCAUGGGAACAUUGUCCUGACCCCAGGGAUUUUUACAGAGAACAUUCUGGAGUGUGACUCUUGCUUAGUUAAUCUUCCCAGCGCUGUUGUUGCUUUCCUUACUGUGAAUCUGGGCCGGUCUGAGGAGGGCACAAAGGGCUGAUGGUGCUGCUUAAAGACACCCCCACCACUUCUGAGGUUGAAUGAAGAAGCAAAUAACUCUGGGCUCAAUUUACCUCUAUUUAAUGUAUGUAGUGUAUUCCCUAAAUUUAUUGAUGCUGAGUUGCAUCUUUUAAGGGUUUUAUCGCACUCAAAGAAAAAAAGUACUGCAUUACCAUUUCUAUCAGGUUCCAAUUAACACAGUACUGCUUAUUUUGUAACAUGAUACUUAGGAGGAUGGGGGGUAAUUGCUCUGAACUUGGGAACUACAUGGUAUGCUUUAAGAAGACAAAGGGUUUCAGACUGGAAUGAAUGCACUAAAGAAUUUGUCAUUCAUUAACAGAUAACCAUUUUUGUCUUUUUUACUUUUAGGAUGUAAAGUUCACAGUUUCCUUACAGAUAACAUGAAAUAGGACUAUGUCUUGUGUUUAAAGUUGUACAAUAAUCAAGGUGCUACUGUAAUAGAUACAUUAAAUGAUAAUGAACCAUAUUAGAUUCAAAACUAAGCCCUAACAGUAGACUUAUUGUUGUGUGUGGAAGGAAUGUUCCUAACUGCCCCAGAAAAUAUCUCAAAAAGCUUAAAUGAAACCUAAAUGCCACAUCAUACUGAACUUUGCAUUUUUAUUACUGACUUGGUGCUACCUUUUCAGAUGUUCCAGUCCUUCUCUCCCUACAACAGAAGGAUGCAACCCUUUCUUUGAAAUCAGUAACAAUUUUAUUUCAGCAUAAAGUGAUUCCAAGUGGCUGUGGUGUUUUGAAAAGUUAGGGUAAUUACAAAACCUGGCUGUGUUGGCCUAUUCAGACAGAAAACUGGAACUGUUCCUGCCCUCUGCCAGUCCUCAAAGUUGUCCGUGCCUGAGUGAGCUGUUGACCUGGAGGCAUGGGCAAUGGGAAUGCUCUGUGUGGCACUCUCCAGGUUUGAUGUGUCUGCAGAGCAGUUCUGUGUUGGGUUAUGGCCUGUGGGAGCCCAGUCUGGCUCACUGAAUCCACUUACGAACUGAGCAGGAUGGAUUCUUCUGCAUUUGCAAACAAGGCUUGAGGCAGAACUUCAGGUCUCCUUCUCCUGUAGAUCUAUCAGCACGUGAAUUCAGACAGGGGACAUAAAACUCUGAUGUGUUUAUUUGUGCUUUGUAUGGAAGAACUAAGUGUCAGGAUGGUACAGCAUCAUUGCAGCCAUGGAAUGAUGACUGUUCUGCUGAUACUGUGAAUCUGCUGUUGGUUAAUUUUUGUACACGAGCUGAGAGCUGCACAGAGAAACUAUACACAUAUUCCUUCAGGCAGAACCAUUUCCAAAAUGAAGCCAUUAUAAGCCUGUUAAAUUUCAGAUGAAUCCAGAGCAAUAACCAUAAACGUAUCUACAACAAUGCUAAUGUUUAAAUGUGUUUCCUAAAUGGUAAUUUUUUCUUACUAUCUGCAUAUUUUUAACAGGCACAGUGUGACUUCACAGUGGAGAUAUGGGGGUUUUGCUAACCUGAAACCCAGUGCAGGUGGAUGGGCCCUUUCUUCUUGCUUUUUAAAACUGAAAUCCUCACUCCUUUUCUAAUAAGCCACUAGAGGUUGGUAUAGAUGAGAUUAUAAAACUGUGACUAUUAAUUAAAAUAUGAUUUCUCAUUAUAAUUCCUUAUAUUUUGGGGCACUUUCCAUGAAUUUGGGCAAUUUUGUAAGUACAAGUUAAAUUAGAUCUCCUAAAGUUUAUCACCGUUGCAAACGAAACCACAUUUGUAGUCCAAAACUUUCAGACCUCAGUGCUUAAAAUGGAAGCAUAAAGGUCAGACCUAGGUGGAUAUUAAGGGCUUAGUGGGACUGUCGGAAGCACUAAAUUAUUUUUAAGCCUUUAUGUAGUCACACAUUUAAAAGGUCAUUUUUCAGAGGUGCUAAACAUCCUAAUCUCUUGGGGAGUAGUGAAGCAAUUCUUGCUUUAUAGAGGUGCAUGGCACAUUAAUCUGUAGUGUCUGAUCUCUAGAGACAUUCACUGCUCUUUGCAGCAGGACUUGGAGAUGAGAGUGCAAAACAACUUAAGAUGAGAAGACAGUGCUUUUAAAAAACAGACUUCAGGAGACAUAGCUUGUCUUCACAGAAUUUUGUAGCUAAAUCCUAUAUAAAGAGAAGCAAUGUAAGCCUUAAGUUGCAUCUGUCAGUUGCAUUUCUAUUUGAUCUCUGGUCUAACCAGUGUGAACAGCUCCUGGCAGGAGCGGGGUUAGAACUUUGCUUCGCCAACAGCACCUGAAAACAAAGAAUGACAAUUGAAAACAGAAUGACAAUUUGGGCAAUAAAUUUCUUCUAAAAAUGUAUUUAUAUUACAUGAAAAUGAGAAUAUAUACAUAUCCAGUAAUCCAUUCUUCUUGCUAUAAAGCCAUAAAGAACUCCUGCCAUGAUGAAAAGAAAGGAUCACUUCCCACCAAGCACUAGACUACUGUAAGCAGUGCAGUCAUUAGACCAACAUCUAGACAAGUUACUUUUAGUAAUGCUGUGACUUUCUAAUUCUGCUUCUCUGAGUGGAUUCACUCCCUGGCAGCUGCUUGAACUAAUGCUGCACAGAGAACAGAGCAAAGCUAGACCUGUAGGUCUGCAGUGUUGGUAUCAAACCCCUAAGCUUGUAAGAUGUGAAUAUGACACAGUCUUGCAGAAGCAUUAACUUAGUUUCUGGUAUACAGCAGUAUUUUAAAAGACCCAGAUACAUUAAAUCACUUCUGCACCUCCUCCACUGCAUUCAGAAUGGUAGCAAAAGUCCCAUUUUUCCAUUUCUUGAGUGUGCCAUCCUGCAAUGUGGGGAUAGGUAUAAAGCUCAGUGAAAGCAAGGAGGGAAUUGUGUGCCUUCAGCUUGUGUGAAGUCAGUAGAUGAACUUGCUCAAUGCCUUUCAGAAGACACUUAUGUUGCCCUCAAUUUCAAAUCUGCAUUGAUCACGUUACUGAAUUAAAGGUGCAUGGAUAUAGGGCAGCUGGGCACAACUAAAUUUUCAGGACAGAAACUCGAAAUGAGUCAAGCACUCAAGAAUCCUGUGCACCAGAGUACCCUGGUCAGACUGCCGUUAUUCCCCCUCUUAGGCAAUGAACACAAUCCUGUUGUACAUCUCUGGAAGCUCCACGUGUGGAUAGAGCAAACUUGGAUCUCGGCUUCUGCUGAGGUGUCACUUUAAAAAAGUGUGGACAGCUGCUAAAGCACUUCAAAUUAGAAACAAUUUAAAUGUAGAGAUAUUUUUCUGAGCUCAAGAAUAUUUUAUGAUGUGGUCAGUAGUGAUAAGAUAAUCACUCAAUUAAAAUUAAGCCUGUCCCUUCCUGAUAUCUUGGCUAUUUCAUCUCGUUUUAUUGCAAUAGUAUAAUGCACCUUUUUUUAAAGCACAUGAGCACUGCUUUGCACAUGACUGUAAAUCCAGUUUAGAAAGAGCUCAGAUCACUGAAUAUGUAAUUGGAAUUAUCAACUAAAAAGACAUGUUAGUAGAAAAAAUAGUUGUGCAUGUCAAUGUAAAAAUGUUACACAGUUAACAGUCUCUGGCCUAGCAAUGACUGUGUUCCAUGGAAUGAGACUGAUUCCAAGCACAGCAAUGUGCCAGAGGAAAAACUCCAAUUAAUUCUGAUGGGCUUUGGAGCAGUCUUGCAAUUAUUAACUGUAGUACAGUUUUUAGUUAUUCAUAGGUAUUAAACUGCCAGCUGGUGGAGUCUCUGUGCCAGGUGCAACUCUCAGAUGGGAGAUGCGCUUAAUAGGGUGAAAGUCCAGCCUUAGCAAAAGUUUUAUUUGACAGUGUUGAAGUUUCAGCAGCAAAUUCAAAGGCUACAUCUGAUCCAACAAAUUAAUUCAUGUCUGAGAGCAAAAUUUGACUUUCUGGCUUUAAGAACCUUUUUCUCUUUUUAUACUAGUAGAAAUUAGCCAUACUUUCUAAAAUUACUCUCUCAUUGGUCAUUAAACCCCCUUUGAUUGUGAACUGAUUAUUUCCAUUGUUGCAGUUGCAGAAUGGGGUUAGGGAGUGACAAAGAAACAAAAAAAGGCCCCUUUGUUACUGCUCAGAGACUCAACUGUGGGCCAAAGAUGUCUUUUAUCCUUUCUAACAUCACCUGUGCAAUGGAAUUCCCUCUGUAGGUGGUGCAGGGCAUUCCUGAAGUGUGGGUACCCAGCUCUCGGGAUGAUCUCAAAGCUCAGUGCACAUUCACAUCUGAGCCUUCACUCUGCUUUCUGAUGCUGGGACACAUCCCUUUUGAAGGAGAGAAAGUUCUUGGAAGUUCACCUGAAGCAAAACCUACUAUACUUCCUUACCCACCCAACAGAAUGAUUACAAGAAGAUUCUUUGAACUAAAAGAAGUUUUCUCUAGUGGACUUGAAACAGUAAAGAAUUUGUUACUUAGGUGACAGAGAUUUUAAGAUCUAAGAAAAAUAAGUAUUUUUAAAAUUAUUAGAAAUACUUCGAUGGUUGUUAACUUUCAUAUUUCACUGCAUGGUGGCAGAGUGGAAAAAAAUAUCUUCUAUUAAUACCAAUGGCAGCUGGGCAGGUGAAGGCAGGAGAAAAUACAGUGAAAUACUGGUGCAGAAAAUGUUACCAAUAAUUUUGUUUUAAUAUUGGCUAGGGUGUUUCCCAUCCCCCGAAACCACUGCUCCCUACUCUGAGGAACAGCUGAACCAGUUACAUUUUUAGAUGGAACAGAUCUAAAGUUUAAUCUGGUUUGUAUUAAUUUCUUUUACAUUUCUUUCUGCACAUUUUCAGAUAAACAAAAAAUACUAAAUACACUAAAGCUAAUGCUCAUACAAGGCAUUACAUCCUGCAUUGUUACAUUGUGCAAGCGUAGCUAGGGAGCAGAUAGCUUGUACGGUGGUGUUUCAUACACUCUGCACGGCUGUAAGACACUGAAAUUCAGGCUGCAGCCUCAGCUCAGAAAGAAGCUGAGUGUGAGUCACUCCUGCCGGGCUCCCCUGCCCUGCUCCGUGGCCAGCACAGGCUGCAGUGCUGCAAAUUCACAGUGGCUUAGACCGCUCACUCCUCCCUUGAUGCCUUUCCCUCCGCAGAUGUGGUAUUUUGCUCCAUAAACAGCUCUUGCAAAAUGCCAAAGGAACAUUUUUCUAGCUCUCUGCCAUAUAAAGGCUCUGUAUUCAUACUCCAGAUCUGUCAAAACAGAAUAGGAGUCCUUCUCUCUUUUCAUCCCCAUGGCCUUAAAACUGCCAACCCAGAUUAAUAUUACAGUGUAGCAAUGUUUUCAGGCCUCCUAGAAUGCAGAAGACUUAGUAGUUCAGAGCUCAGGAGUCCUACAAGUUAAAUGUUUGUAAAGGAACCUUCUUUCUAAAAGGUGUAAAGCCCCAUCUGAUGGAAUUUUGAACAGAAAAUUACAUAUUCCCGCUACCUUUCAUAGCUUCCUCAGUGAACUAUUACUGGUCAGUAUUAUAUCACUGCUUUCAUUAUUGAAUUAUGCUCCCAAAAUUCCAGUCUUUCUGAAAUGAAUAUAUGAUGUUUUUUUGAUGAUGUGGGCAAACAGAAUAGAGAAAAUGGGGCUGUAGUUUAGGCUGUUGACAUCAUCUGUGUUUCUUUAGCAGCCCAAGCUGGGUUAUCACUUACUGUCUGUCCUUGCCUUGAACCACAAGGAAUUAUUCCAAUACAAUUGUCCAAAUUAUUAAAACUUAGUGAAAGAUGCUCAUGCAGAGCUAUUAAAUUAGAUUGUUUCAAAGUCUGGUUCUUACAAAUGUACAAGUACUUCCCUUAGGGGUCUGUCUGUAAAAACACCAUUACUAGUACAUAACAUAUAUGGAAAACAAAUUAUCCUCUGGGUUCCAGAGAUCUUAGCGAGCGUUCAUCAGCUUAUAAAGGUGAAAAGUUGGAUUUUCAGAAUUUUUUUUCACUUUUAGCCACAGCGACUAUGAACUAUCUAAACUCCAAGAUCAUAGUCUUCUAAAACUAUUAGAAUGAUACUAUUUAGUCACAGACCUGAAAGCACAGAGUAAAAAUGGGUAAGCAGAACUAUCUUUAUUUUCAGACUGAGACACUCAAAGGUUGCAUGACAGGCCCAGGACUACCUGGGGAGAAUGUCCUUUCAAAAAAUUACCCAAAAAGAUAUCCAAAUUUUAGUUUUACAUUUCUUCUGGUGUUAGUCCUUUUUACAGCUGUGCUUAGAUAAAUGGGAACUAAAUUAUCACUUUAGGUUUUAAAAAUAAUGAAGCUAAAAAAUAAAUAUUACUUAAAAGAGUGGUAUGUGUUAAUCAUGUGCGUGAUAGCAAUGAGGAACUGUGCUUUUCCUGUAUCUUCUUCAUUAAAUUAAAAAAAUUCAUGUUGUGAUUAGCAUUUUCAGGUCAAAUUGAAAUCUAUCUACC
Messenger RNA from Taeniopygia guttata (zebra finch), 8845 nucleotides. RefSeq names its product RasGEF domain family member 1C (gene RASGEF1C). Gene Ontology annotation, biological process: Ras protein signal transduction. Gene Ontology annotation, molecular function: guanyl-nucleotide exchange factor activity. Lineage: Eukaryota; Metazoa; Chordata; Aves; Passeriformes; Estrildidae. Gene Ontology annotation, cellular component: plasma membrane. The record is from RefSeq and is a predicted model, not a curated record.